GUACGUACAUGAUGGCUACGAACACAAGUCCCAUGUCGGCGGACAACGGUACUCAACAGCGACCGCAGUCAACGGUGAGCAACGAGAACCAUUCCCUCGCCAUCGACAUGGAAGCAGUCUCAAACGUGCGUCUCCCGCCAUUUUGGCCGAAGAAUCCGGCAGUAUGGUUUACUCAAGUGGAAGCGCUCUUCGAUUUGCGCCGCAUCACUGCACAGCGCGCCAAGUACCUUCACGUCGUCUCUACACUGCCAUCUGAAGUUGCGGACGAAUUCGACGACGUGCUGAGCCUUCCACACGCAACGCGACCAUACGACCAUUUCAAGACCAUUGUUCUGACGCGCAAAGCGCUCUCGGAACGCAGCCGCUUGCAGCAACUUCUCAACACGGAGGAGCUGGGAGACCGACGACCAUCUCAGCUGCUGCACCGAAUGCGCCAGCUACUCGGCGACAGCAUGCAAGAUUCCGAGAGUCCUCUACUUCGUGAGUCAUUUCUGCAGCGUCUGCCGCAAAACCUUCUUCCUGUCCUGGCUGCUGCAGGCGACAUGCCGUUGGAGAAGCUAGCCGAGCUCGCGGAUCGCGUUGCAGAAUACUCCCGCGCUGGCCCGUGCACGGUUGCGGCAGCGACCGGCGUGACACCGGAUACACAAGCGCGGCACUCUCGCCUCGAACGCCUCGAAGAAAAGAUAGAGCAGCUCGCUGCCUCCAUCGCCGCGAUGUGGACUUCGACCGAUGGUCGCUCUCACGGCAACUCACGUUCGCGUUCUCGUUACCGCACUAGAAGCAACUGUGCCGGCUACUGCUGGUAUCAUGUCCGUUUCGGCGCCAGGGCUAAUAAGUGUCGGGAGCCUUGUCGCUGGCAGGAAAACACGAACGCGAGUCGCUAAUGGCGGCGAGUGACUGGCUUGACCCCACAGCGAAACGCACCUAAUGAAACAUUCUUGUCUCCCAGUGGGGGCGAGCCUCCCGAUUACAGCGCCAGCACAGCUGUCCAUGUUACUGUAUGUAACACAGUUACUGUUACUGUCUGUCCAUGUUACUGUAUAACAUGGACAGAUUUACUGUAAAUGGCAUGAACAGUGUACGUUAUACAAAGAUUUACUGUCAAUGCUAAUUCCGCCUCCGCUUUACCGAUCACUAUAUAUUGAAUGGCCAGGCCACGAUGUACUAAAGCGAGUUCGUAAGAUGUAUAUGUAUAUAUCCCCUUGCUGCAAAGCAUUCUUUUAUAAACUUCAUAGUGAAACCUUACCGGUAAAAACAUGGCUAUAGAAAAAGGGUAUCUUUGUGUCUUCUGUUAACUAUAGUCUUUGUGAUGCGGCAGAGACAACUGAACAUUGUUUUAUUGGUUGCAAAGACGCCAUCCUAUAUUGGGAUGUCCUCCAACGAACUCUAAAGAAAGAAAUUGAAAUCAAUCCUCAUACUGUGCGAUACCUGCUGCCGACCUCUGAUGACAACGUACCUUUCGACAUGUUUUUUUUUUUUUUUUUUUUUUGUGGGAAUGCAGUUUGUGGAAGGCGCGAGUGAUGGACCAUAUAACGCAGAACCGGUUGUACCUCCAAGAGUGAAUUUCAUUCGAAUUACUGUGCACCUAAAACAUGUUUAUGAUGGACUUGAUAUUCAACCGACGCCACGGACGUGACGGCGCAGAAAAUGCAGAGGAGGAGAGCCACGUAAUGAGUAUCAAAUGAGCGCGUUCA
Dermacentor silvarum is the source of this 1694-nucleotide messenger RNA. RefSeq lists its product as uncharacterized. The transcript has a single exon. Lineage: Eukaryota; Metazoa; Arthropoda; Arachnida; Ixodida; Ixodidae. Bases 9 to 884 code for a protein of 291 amino acids. The record is from RefSeq and is a predicted model, not a curated record.